This is a messenger RNA of Letharia lupina, 2907 nucleotides long. RefSeq lists its product as uncharacterized. Bases 1 to 2907 code for a protein of 968 amino acids. The record is from RefSeq and is a predicted model, not a curated record. NCBI's taxonomy places the organism in Eukaryota, Fungi, Ascomycota, Lecanoromycetes, Lecanorales, Parmeliaceae. The transcript has 2 exons.
AUGCUUUCACGCGGCACGAGCAGCGCUUCGCAACAGCCUCGACGAGCCAAAUCAACCCCAUCGAUCAGGCCUCGAUCAAUUAUUCCCACGUCACCCACCACAAACAAUGCCGAGACUACACAUCAGGAAGCUCUUACUGCUGCCAACCUUGCCUUCGAACGCGCGAAUGAGCGCGAGAUGGCCAAAAAAGCCCCCAAUGGGCAAGACACAACCUCCAUAGCGAACAAAGAUGCUGGGCCAAGGCUUGGGAGGAGGCAGAGUGUCCGUUUCGCAGGACCAACAGCUAUACCAUCACGGAAUCGCUCUAUCACUCGUAGAGAGGCCCCAGGCUCCAGGACAAGCCUCAAUCCUUACGAAAGCCAAUUGCAGUCCCGGUCUCGGAACAUCGAGCCCUCCAUCUACUCUGAUGAAAGAGCAUCGACCGCCUUAGCUCAGCCAAUUGGAGAAUUCGGCGAAAGCGAUAAUGCCUCUGUCCCCUCAUCGUACCGAAGGCUCCGAAAAGCGAAGUCGAUGUUUAGCCCCGGCAAGACUCCGUCUGCGGUCUUCGGUGAUGGUAUACCGUAUAGCAGGCGUCACUUUCAUCGUCAAUCACUCCAAUCUUCCGAUGCUUACCACGAGCCGCUCCAAGUGCCUGAUCCUCGCCUACGAAAGUCGAACUCCUUUUUCCGUGGUGUUACGGAUCGCAUAUCAACCAGUAGUCGGCAGUACGUCGCCAACGAUGCAGCUGUCCAGCUUGCCCGAGAUCAGUAUCUUCGUCAAUUAGAGCAACAGAGGUUGAAAGAGCAACCGUCGUUCCUUGGCCUUGGCAAUCGUCGCAAAUCCCAAAAAGGGUUCCGUAGGACUGUUCGUACCAGUAGCACCAACAGCUACGGUAGUGCAAUAGCGUCUCCAUUGGCGUCUGUGGAACCACCGAAGAAUAAAGAUCUUGGCCACAGAGCCAGGAACCUGUCCCAGACGAUCAAAAAGAAGUUCAAGCGGGUGUUCAAGCGACAUCCAGACGCCGAAGAUACGAUUCCCGUGCAGCAGAUCAAGGCAACCCACCCUCACUAUGGGGACUACAUCUCGACAUCCGAUGGCAAAGAGCAGCGUUAUCCACCUGUGCCGGAACCCGACGCUGAGCUCCUCCUUCGCGUGGGCUCUCGAGAAUCAGUAAUGUAUACUACGCCAAAUUUCGUUGACAAGGGUGCUCGCCCAGGUAGCAUCCGAAGCGCCCAUAGCGAUGACGACGAAAGCAACGGCAAAUCAAGGGUCACUAGUUGGACGGAUUCCACAGCUGCAAACACGAUCAACAUGCCGCAAACAUUAGAAAGGAAGCGCCUUUCAAUCAUAAAGGAAGAUGGAGGUCCACAUCAGCCAUCGUCUUCUGCUCGCCAGUAUGAGGAGGGCAACAAUGGGUAUGCAAGCUUCCGUCAACCAGUGAGGCAAAGUAGUGCAGGCCGUGUAAGUGGUCCAAUAGACCCGCAUAGGAUUUUCUCUGCGCUGCAAAAGAAGAUCGACGAAAACAACCGCGAGGCCGCUCUGGACGAUAGUGAGCCAGGGACCGAUAGCAGCUCCAGCCAUCACAAGGCUCGGCUGUCUACGCGAGCUCCCAGAAGAACAUCAAGCAUCCGCAAGGGCGCUAAAGCCAAAUCCAACUCUCGUUCAGGUUCUCGUGGGGCAAAGCAGCAAGGCUUUUCGGACUUAGGAAAGGGUCUCACACAAGAACGGAUUGCGGAGAUGAAUGAGCGUGGGAUUCAGCUACCAAAAAGACCCCUCCACGAAGUGAAAUCGGCGUUUUUCCCCCCAUCUAUGCGCAUCGAAAGAAGCAACCCAAGCCCAUACAGACGUGCAAUGCACGCAAGCAGUGAGACCGAAGCUGACUCUCAAAUCCGCAUCGAUUUUGAGGAUCGUCCGCAAUUGGAGGGCCCCUCGAGUGCUGUUACCGGCCGGCUACGCAAUGAUAGCGUCACUGGAUCGGACAGUGUCUAUUCUAGAUCCUCAGGUGGCGAUACACCGAAGGCAAAUAGAAGCUCGAUCUCGCUUGCCAUGUCCGAGAGCAGUGGUGAAGCUGGGACUGCUAUCAUCAUUACGGGUCAACCUGGCAAGAACGAGCGGUCAGCUCAUCCUGUCGUUAUCCAGCAUGGAUAUUCAUCCGAAGCGUCAAGUGGAAAUUGGAGGAAUUUUAUGGCUACGCAGGUGGCUUCCCUCGAAGACUAUGGGACGCGGCAGGAACAAACGUAUGACGCGCAUCCAGUCAAAGACAGCGGCCACAGAAGGGAAUAUGCACAGGUUGAUAGUAACGACGUAAACAUCGGUAGACUGCAGUCGCCAACUGAUAUCCUCAAGCAGCCUCUCGCGAUCAUCCAAGGCAACUCCAACCUUUUAAAAGCGUCGAAGCAUAAGGUUUCUCGCUCGCUGGAUAGGUCACCUCUUGUGAAUAUUCGCCAUUCAGCUAAUGCAGGUAACGUCCAACAAAACGAUAACGCUCCAUUGAGUAGAGCUUCUGAGAAUUCGCGUAAAAUUUCGAAAGUGGAGAGUGAGAGACGCUCUCUCAGUCGAGUCCACGAACCAUCCGGGGGCCUACGGCAGAAAAAUUCACACUCGUCUCUCAAAAUGCAGACAGAACAAAGGCACUCGCCUACCACAGCCAAUAUCCGGUAUAGCCCAGAAAGGGUAGAACGCCUUCGCCGGUUGAAAAGCAGUAGCGGCACGUCUUUGGGAAAGUGGUCACCUCGGAACGAAAAUCAAGCAUCUCGUCACACACCACCCGGCGAAAAGGACUACGAUUCGCACAGUCCUGCCCCAAGUUCAGACGUUCCCCAAACCCAAGCCGGGAACAACCACAAGUUGGUUGACAGCUUCUUGAAAGGUCGCAGGAGUGUGAUGAGAAUUAGUGAAGAGAGUGGCACUGAUCCUGCUUUUUUAUAG